AUGGCUCCCCACGCGGAAACGGCGUCCACUGGUGCUGCUCCGAGCACCUUCGUCGUCAAUUCCCCCAAUGUCAAUUACACGGACUCGGAAAUCCGAUCCAAAUACACCUAUCGCACCACUAGUGUCGAGACCGACGCCAAUGGCAACUUUGUGGCUACUCCCAAGGAGACGCUCUACGACUUCAAGGUCGACCGCAAGGUUCCCAAGGUCGGCAUGAUGCUUGUCGGUUGGGGUGGUAACAACGGUACCACUGUUACCGCCGGUAUCAUUGCCAACCGACGCAACCUUGUUUGGGACACCAAGGAGGGCGUCCAGGAGGCCAACUACUACGGCUCCGUCGUCAUGAGCUCGACCGUCAAGCUCGGAACUGACGCCAAGACCAACAAGGAGAUCAACAUCCCCUUCCACAACUUGCUGCCCAUGGUCCACCCCAACGACCUUGUCAUUGGAGGCUGGGACAUCAGCUCGUUGAACUUGGCCCAGGCCAUGGAUCGCGCCAAGGUCCUUGAGCCUGCUCUCAAGGCCCACGUCAGGAAGGAGAUGGCUGAGCUGACUCCCCUCCCCUCCAUCUACUACCCUGACUUCAUUGCUGCCAACCAGGAGGACCGAGCCGACAACCUCAUUGAGGGCUCCAAGGCUUGCAACGCUCACGUUGAGCAGAUCCGAAAGGACAUUCGUGACUUCAAGGCCAACAACGGCCUUGACAAGGUCGUUGUCCUGUGGACUGCCAACACCGAGCGAUACGCCGACAUCGUCGACGGAGUCAACGACACCGCCGAUAACCUUCUCAAGGCUAUUGAGCAGGGUCACGAGGAGGUUUCUCCCUCCACCGUCUUUGCUGUUGCCUGUAUCCUGGAGGGUGCCCCCUUCAUCAAUGGCUCGCCCCAGAACACCUUUGUCCCCGGUGCUAUUGAGCUUGCUGAGAAGCACAACGCCUACAUUGGUGGCGAUGACUUCAAGUCUGGCCAGACCAAGAUGAAAUCGGCUCUUGUGGACUUCCUCAUCAACGCCGGCAUCAAGUUGACCUCCAUUGCCAGCUACAACCACCUGGGCAACAACGACGGUAAGAACUUGAGCUCCCAGAAGCAGUUCCGCUCCAAGGAGAUUUCCAAGUCCAACGUCGUCGAUGACAUGGUUGAGGCCAACAGCAUCCUGUACAAGAAGGGCGAGCACCCCGACCACUGCGUUGUCAUCAAGUACAUGCCCGCUGUCGGUGACAACAAGCGUGCCCUCGACGAGUACUAUGCUGAGAUCUUCCUCGGCGGCCACCAAACCAUUUCGUUGUUCAACAUCUGCGAGGACUCUCUUCUGGCCUCGCCUCUGAUUAUUGACCUCGUCGUGGUGGCUGAGAUGAUGACCCGUAUCCAGUGGAAGGCUGCUUCCAACGACGGUCAUGAAACCUCCGAGUUCAAGCACUUCCACAGUGUUCUGAGCGUCCUGAGCUAUAUGCUCAAGGCUCCUCUUACUCCUCCGGGAACUCCCGUUGUGAAUGCUCUGGCUAAGCAGCGUGCGGCUUUGACCAACAUCUUCCGCGCCUGCGUUGGUCUCGAGCCCGAGUCCGAAAUGACCCUUGAGCACAAGCUCUUCUAG
Messenger RNA from Trichoderma breve, 1590 nucleotides. Its product is annotated as myo-inositol-1-phosphate synthase domain-containing protein. The record is from RefSeq and is a predicted model, not a curated record. NCBI's taxonomy places the organism in Eukaryota, Fungi, Ascomycota, Sordariomycetes, Hypocreales, Hypocreaceae. Gene Ontology annotation, cellular component: cytoplasm. The transcript has 3 exons. The coding region runs from base 1 to 1590 and encodes 529 amino acids. Gene Ontology annotation, biological process: inositol biosynthetic process; phospholipid biosynthetic process. Gene Ontology annotation, molecular function: inositol-3-phosphate synthase activity.